Messenger RNA from Zalophus californianus (California sea lion), 521 nucleotides. RefSeq names its product protein capicua homolog. The transcript is spliced from 2 exons. Bases 102 to 476 code for a protein of 124 amino acids. The record is from RefSeq and is a predicted model, not a curated record. NCBI's taxonomy places the organism in Eukaryota, Metazoa, Chordata, Mammalia, Carnivora, Otariidae.
UUUCAAAGAGAAGGAACCGGCGGUCUUAAGGUUCAUCGGGUGUUUGCGCUCAGAGAGUUUGGGGUGACAAGCUUCAGGACGUGGGCGUGGUGGGGGGAGGGAUGAGUCCGGCCCUGGCUGGCCCCAAGCAGGGUCGUGUCAGAUGGAGGCAGAAACGCGGCUGCCUGGUAGCGCGGAGCGGAGCCUACAAGGUCAGGGUCGAGGCGGAGCUCUCCGAGGUGCUGAAGCCACCCGACUCGGUCCCGCGGACGCCCCAGCCGCGGACUCCCGGGCCCUCCCGCUCCUCACAGCUCCUUCCUAGGCCCCGACGGCGCCCGUCUUCUCUGAUAGCCCGGCGGCCAACAUGCGGCCCUGAGGCUGGAAACUGCCGGCCCUCGGCUCUCUGCCCCGACGGAACCGUGACGGCUGAGCCGACCUCACCCACCCGUAACCUCUUGCUGGGGUCAAACACUCGCGCCUCCGAGGUCCCACUGUGAGCCGGGCCCUGUAGGGAGGGAGGUCCAGGCGGGGCGCAAGACCAC